GUGAUAAAAUAUAUAAACAUUAAACUUUAAUGCUAUGAUAUAUUCAUCUAGAGAUUGCCUGCCUAUGUCACGGACCACCUUGCCGUUAUCUUCCAUAUCACUUGAUGACACUUGUGUGAAGCUGCAAAAUUUCCAUAAGCCUUCUUUCUCAUAUCUCAAGACACAGCUCCCUUAAAUUCCAGUACUCUCUCUCCUCGGCCCACAGACCUCCUUCUAUAUGUCCACGCUAUAUGGAAAAAAAUUGUUGUGGCGUGAGACAUGAGUUUCUUGGAGAUCACCGUCUUGUCCGUUGAAAGUCUCCACCGUCACUCCUCCCCUUGCACCGCCCUAUUCUCCGCCUCCGUCACACCUUCCGUCAGGCUCACGAAGAUGGCUCCUCCAACCAACGGCAAUAAGCCCUCCCACGUGUACACCUCUGACGUAAAUCACAAGUUCCGUGUAUCAGUAGAUUCCACCUUCUUCUCCGACAGAUACUCCUCUCUACACCUUCAGCUCUACGCGAAGAGAAGACUACUUGGCCGGACUCAACUCGGCUGGUGUCUGAUUCCGGUCACAGACAUUGGAUUCCUCCCCUCCGGUUCUGUCCGGUACCUGAGCUACCGUCUCCGAGACAAAGACGGUUGCAGGGGCCACGGCAUCGUCAAUUUAUCUAUCCGAUUGGAGGGGGUAGCUCCGCCAUCGGUAUCUGCGGUGAACGCCUGCCAGACGGUGAUUGGAAUGCCGGUGACAGCGAUUCGACGGACGGAUGAUUCGCUGGUUAUGAAAGGAAGAGUGGGAGAAGAGAAUCGAACGGCGGGAAGGAAAAGAUGGUGAAUUGAUGAUGCGGUGGGCCCACACAGAAAUAAGACCUUCUGAGUUUUAACUGAUUUGGAAAUGUGGAAAUCGAGAAAAUUGAAAGGGAUGAGUGGAAAGUGAAUGGACGAUUAUUGGACAUGCACGACAACUACAUGGACAUACAUGGAAUUAAAAAGAAAGAUGCCACUUUUAUUGAUGUUAAUAUGUUAUAGUUAUCCCCAUUGUCUGUUGUUUUUUCCGCAAAGAAAAAUCCAUUUCUUUCUUUUGUAAUUUGUGGGUGGGUUUAUGUUUCUGUA
Messenger RNA from Neltuma alba, 1091 nucleotides. RefSeq lists its product as uncharacterized. Bases 259 to 813 code for a protein of 184 amino acids. Lineage: Eukaryota; Viridiplantae; Streptophyta; Magnoliopsida; Fabales; Fabaceae. The record is from RefSeq and is a predicted model, not a curated record. The transcript has a single exon.